UAAAUGGCGGCGGGUUCUCCACAUACAGAAUCUCCGAUGCGCCACGAUGCAGCGGAGCAUUCGCCAUCGCCAUCGCCGGUGUUGGGGCAUGCACACAGUCCGACGCAUAUGGUGAUGGAUAAUCUGUUGGGAUUGCUUCGGAUUCGUGUCAAGAGAGGCCUUAAUCUCGCUGUGCGCGACGUCCGAAGCAGCGAUCCCUACGUUGUUGUCAGGAUGGGCACUCAGAGGAUGAAGACUCGAGUUAUCAGAAAGGAUGUAAAUCCAGAAUGGAAUGAGGAGUUGACACUUUCUGUUACAGAUACCGAGCAGCCAGUUUUAGUUGAGGUAUACGACCACGACACGCUCAGCAUGGACGACUUCAUGGGAGACGCGGAGUUUGACAUACGGCCAUUCGUGGAGGUCUUGAAGAUGCACCCAACAGGGCUUCCAAACGGAACGAGAAUCAAGACCAUACAGCCCUGCCGGAGCAACUGCUUGGUGGAAGAGAGCAGUGUUGUUUGGAGGGAUGGCAAGAUUAUGCAGGACAUGUGCCUGAGACUCAAAAAUGUUGAAUGUGGUGAGCUCCAAUGGAUUGAUCUUCCUGGCUCCAAAGCUUUCUAGCCAUAGUCAACACUGCUCAAACUACAUUCGCUUCUGAUUUUUUGUAUCACCUUUGUUUCAUUGUUGUUAUUGCAAGUGUAAGUAAAUAUAUUCAAA
This is a messenger RNA of Salvia splendens (bonfire salvia), 696 nucleotides long. Its product is annotated as protein C2-DOMAIN ABA-RELATED 4. The transcript has 2 exons. The record is from RefSeq and is a predicted model, not a curated record. Lineage: Eukaryota; Viridiplantae; Streptophyta; Magnoliopsida; Lamiales; Lamiaceae. The coding region runs from base 4 to 600 and encodes 198 amino acids.